ACUCCUGCUUGUCUGUCUCCAUGUGUAUAUCAAAGGAGAUGGGUUGGGAGUCCCUUCAUGUGGGUUUGGAGCCUCUCUGGGUGCUCUUCCCAGGUCUCCGCUGCCCUUGGCUGCGUAUGUGGAAGCUCAUUCUGACUGCCCACAGUUGCUGUGACUGCAAGCAGGUCUUCAGAGUUUUCUUUAACCUUUAUGAUCUUGCUUCUUCUGUGCUCUGCAGCUACAAACUGGCUGAAAACAUCGAUGCUCAGCUGAAGCGCAUGGCACAAGAUCUGAAGGACAUCAUUGAUCACUUGAACACAUCAGGGGGCCCAGCAGACACAAGUGAUCCACUUCAGCAGAUCUGUAAAAUUCUGAAUGCACACAUGGAUUCCCUGCAGUGGAUUGACCAGAAUUCAGCUGUGCUGCAGAGGAAGGUGGAAGAGGUGACCAAGGUUUGUGAGAGUCGCCGCAAGGAGCAGGAGCGCAGCUUUCGGAUCACCUUUGAUUGAAACAUUCCCAAGUUCAAAGGAUGAACAUAAAACCUCCACAGAAAACAGAGGUGUUUGGGAGCUGAGGACUGAAAUGACGACCUGGCUUUUUUUCCUUUUUUACAAUAAAAUGUUG
This is a messenger RNA of Pyrgilauda ruficollis (rufous-necked snowfinch), 603 nucleotides long. Its product is annotated as nuclear pore glycoprotein p62-like. The coding region runs from base 21 to 488 and encodes 155 amino acids. Lineage: Eukaryota; Metazoa; Chordata; Aves; Passeriformes; Passeridae. Gene Ontology annotation, molecular function: phospholipid binding; structural constituent of nuclear pore. Gene Ontology annotation, biological process: protein import into nucleus; RNA export from nucleus. The transcript is spliced from 3 exons. The record is from RefSeq and is a predicted model, not a curated record. Gene Ontology annotation, cellular component: nuclear pore central transport channel; nuclear pore.